Messenger RNA from Oppiella nova, 902 nucleotides. Lineage: Eukaryota; Metazoa; Arthropoda; Arachnida; Sarcoptiformes; Oppiidae. The record is from the annotation of a GenBank genome assembly.
AUGGGUCACAUGAGUGUAUGAAUGAGUGAAUUGUGUUUAUGUUUGUCAUGAAUGACGAAAACAGUGAAUCCCUGGACGACCAGACAUUGUCGUUGACCACAACCACCACCACAUCCCGCGCGACAUCACCGCCAGAGACAGUGGACACGGGAGUGCUGUGGAGGCACCUGUUGGCCGGUGGGAUGGCCGGUGCCGUGUCCCGCACCUGUACGGCACCACUCGAUAGGCUCAAAGUGUUUCUACAAGUGAGAGGAGCAGAAUUUCAUGGGUUAGGCAUCUGUCUGAAGCAUAUGCUGGAGGAGGGCGGUGUGACCUCCCUUUGGAGGGGCAAUGGGAUCAAUGUGCUGAAGAUUGCGCCCGAAAGUGCCAUUAAGUUCAUGGCUUACGAGCAGGUAUUGCACGUGUGGUUGUUGUCACCGAUUGUCACUCACUGUUACCAAACAAAUGAUACCCUUUUUCAGGCCAAACGUGUGAUUAGAGGCAACGCUACCCGAGAAUUAUAUAUUCACGAGAGGUUUUGCGCCGGCUCGAUCGCCGGUUGUAUCUCUCAGUCUGUGAUAUACCCGAUGGAAGUGCUGAAGACGAGACUCACGUUACGCCGGACCGACCAAUACAUGAAAGAAGACCCGGGAAUACUAGUGCUGCUGACGUGCGGCACCGUUAGCUCAUCGUGCGGUCAGUUAUGUAGUUACCCGUUGGCGCUCGUGCGGACCCGACUGCAGGCACAGGUGGACAACAAGCACACAAUGGUUGGUCUGUUCCGUGGCAUUGUGGCCAAUGAGGGCUUCGUAGGCCUGUACCGGGGAAUUACACCCAAUUUCAUGAAAGUGGCGCCGGCUGUCAGUAUAAGUUACGUGGUGUACGAGCAUACGAGGCGAAUGUUGGGCGCCUCCAUGUCCUGA